Trichechus manatus latirostris (Florida manatee) is the source of this 1638-nucleotide messenger RNA. Its product is annotated as zinc finger protein 699-like. Gene Ontology annotation, molecular function: RNA polymerase II cis-regulatory region sequence-specific DNA binding; DNA-binding transcription factor activity, RNA polymerase II-specific. The coding region runs from base 1 to 1638 and encodes 545 amino acids. The transcript has 5 exons. Gene Ontology annotation, biological process: regulation of transcription by RNA polymerase II. The record is from RefSeq and is a predicted model, not a curated record. Lineage: Eukaryota; Metazoa; Chordata; Mammalia; Sirenia; Trichechidae.
AUGAGUUUUGUCUGUGAGGUCCACGUGGACAUUGCAGACUCAGUGGCUUUUGAGGAUGUGGCUGUGGACUUUACUCAGGAAGAGUGGUCAUUGUUGGAUCUUUCUCAGAGGCAACUCUACAGAGAUGUGAUGAUGGAAAUCUUCAGGAGCCUGGCCUCAGUAGCUUCUCAAAACCUUAUUGAUGGAGACAAGCUAUCCACUGAAAAUAUAAUCGUGCAAUUCGUGAAAAAUGACACCUGGUCCUCAAUGGUAGGAGACGUCCGCGAAUUGCAUGGCACUGAAGAUCAGGAUAACAACCAGAAAACACAUGUGAGCGUGCUGCCUAUUUUUAACAGAAUCCGUAUGUUAGAGAACCUUUGUGAAAGUAAUGAAGACAAUCAUUGUGGACAGACCUUCAGCCAGAUUCCAAAUCUUUCUGUGCUAAAAAUAACUCCUGUGGAUGCAUAUCCUUCUGAAUGCCUUGAGUGUGGAAAAUCCUUGAUGAAUCAUUCAUCACUUAAUCAUCAUAUCAGAUCUCAUUCUGGAUGCAGUGCCUAUCAGUGUAAGCAAUGUGGAGGAGCCUGCAGUUGUCCCUCUUACCUCAGCACUGCUGUGAGAACUCUUACUGGAGAGAAAUCCUAUGAAUGUAAAGAAUGCGGGAAAGCCUUUCGUCGUUCCUCAAAGCUCACUAUACACAUGAGAAUUCACAGUGGAGAGAGACCUUAUGUAUGUAAGGAAUGUGGGAAAGCCUUUAGCCAGUCCUCAAACCUCACUGCACAUAUAAGAACUCAUAGUGGAGACAGGCCUUAUGUAUGUAAGAAAUGUGGGAAAGCCUUUAAUCACUCCUCUGACCUCACUUCACAUAUGAGAAUUCACAGUGGAGAGAGGCUUUAUGAAUGUAAGGAGUGUGGGAAAGCCUUUAGUCGUUCGUCAAACCUAACUAGACAUAUAAGAAUUCACAGUGGAGUGAGACCUUAUGAAUGUAAGGAAUGUGGCAAAACCUUUGUUCAGUCCUCAAACUUCACUGCGCAUAUGAGAAUUCACUAUGGAGAGAGACGUUACGAAUGUAAGGAAUGUGGCAAAGCCUUUAGUUGGUCCUCAAAACUCACUGCACAUAUGAGAACUCACUGUGGAGAGAGAGCUUAUGAAUGUAUGGAAUGUGGCAAAGCCUUUUGUCACUCCUCAGACCUCACUAUACAUACUAGAAUUCACAGUGGUGAGAGGCCUUAUGAAUGUAAGGAAUGUGGCAAAGCCUUUAGUCAGUCCUCACACCUCACUUCACAUAUAAGAACUCACAAUGGUGAGAGGCCUUAUGAAUGUAAGGAAUGUGGCAAAGCCUUUAGUCACUCCUCAGACCUCACUAAACAUGUAAGAACUCACAGUGGAGAGAAGCCUUAUAAAUGUAAGGAAUGUGGCAAAGCCUUUAGUGUUUCCUCAGCCCUUACAGCACAUGUAAGAACUCACAGUGGUGAGAGGCCUUAUCAAUGUAAGGAAUGUGGCAAAGCCUUUAAUUGGUCCUCCUACCUCACUGCACAUGUAAGAACUCACAGUGGAGAGAGGCCUUAUGAAUGUAAGGAAUGUGGCAAAGCCUUUCGUUAUUCCUCAAACCUCACUCUCAUCACCCAUCUCCCUCUUACUUCUCUGCCCUUCCUGGGGUAG